GCUGAUCCACGCGUGAAGCCCGAUUUAUCAGCCAUUGAGCCAGCACGGAAGAGGAACAGACAGAGAGAGAGAGAGCGAGAGAGAGGAAAGGAGAGGCUCAGAGAACAAGAGAGAAAACUAGAGCAGGCUGACUGGUGCAGAAGGAUCCGCUGCUGAAUCUCAUCACCUGUAUCCAGCGCUCCGCUGCCUGGCAAAGAUGAACCACAGCUCCAGUGAAAAAGAGCCAGAGACCAUAGAGCCACUGCGCUACCUCAGUAAAAAGGAGAUGGCUGCUGUUGAGAGUGAGCUUCUGAGGGACUAUCGCUUUGGACAGCAGCAGCUGAUCGAGAUAUGGGGUCAUGCCAGCGCCAUCGCCAUCACCAAAGCCUAUCCUCUGAGCUCUCUGAGCAAGAAACAGCCGACAGUGCUGGUUAUUUGCGGGCCGGACCAGAAUGGCUCCAUUGGGCUGGUGUGUGCCCGUCACCUGCGCAUAUUUGAGUACGAGCCCACCAUCUUUUAUCCCAAGCGCUCCCCCAAUAGCUUACAUCAGGACUUCACUGUUCAGUGCGAGAAGAUGGAUAUUCCUUUCCUUUCUUAUCUUCCAACUGAGGUCCAGCUCAUUAAUGAUGCCUAUAAUCUGGUGAUUGAUGCUAUCCUGGGCCCAGAAACAGAUCUAAAGGAUGUGAAGGAGCCCUAUUCUGGAAUUUUGCUUACUCUUAAACAGGUGAAGAUACCCAUCGCCAGUGUGGACGUGCCCUCAGGCUGGGACAUAGACGAAGCAAGUAAAGAUGGGAUAAAUCCGGAAGUUCUCAUCUCUCUGACGGUCCCCAAGAAGUGUGCCACGAGUUUCUCUGGGAAGCACUUUCUGGCUGGACGCUUUCUUCCAUAUGACAUGCAGAAAAAAUACGAACUCAAUCUGCCCGAAUUUCCAGGCACAGAGUGUCUUAUAGAAUUGUAACACUUGCACAACAAAGUUCAUAUUUUGGAUAAAUAAGGAUAAUAUAUAUACACUUUUUUUGUAUUUUAUAGAUCGUUACUGUGGUAUACUGUUGUCUAGAACUUUGUGCGCUGAGACUGUUGUGGUUGCUGAAUAUGAUACAAAUAGUGCGGAGCUGAACUUUUUUUGCCGUUUGCUUGAAAAUGGAGAUUUUUUUUGUAGCACGUUUGUGCUAUUUUUCAUUAUAGGAGAACGUCUGUUGCACUUUGUAUGGCUUUUUCCCUUCAUUCCCUUUUUUAUAGUUAAAAAUUUAUUUUGGGGCUUUAGAGGCUGUUAACUCCUUUGUUUAAAAAGCUGGUGAAUGCAUUCAAAGAGUCUUGAUAGAGCCUCAUAUCUGGUGUACAACCUAUAAUUUUAGUGGAUAAUUAUUUCUGCAGGCAGUUUUUAUAAUAGCUGUAGUAACAAUUGUACAUUACAGAUGUCUCUAUUUUUUCUUUUUUUAUUAUUUUAGAGACAAAUGCUUGAAAAUUAGCCCCUUUGAAUGGCUCAAAGCUGCCCCGACAGACUGAAGCUUAUAAACCUUUGUAUGGUUACAUGGUAGGUAGAUCAGUAUAUAGCUGUAGUUUCCUAGUUUGGAUUGUGCUCAUGGCCAGUUUAGAUCCUGAAUUCAAAUAAAUUCUCUAUGAAAAUGCUAA
Colossoma macropomum (tambaqui) is the source of this 1611-nucleotide messenger RNA. It is a transcript of the gene yjefn3, whose product is annotated as YjeF N-terminal domain containing 3. The transcript is spliced from 6 exons. Gene Ontology annotation, molecular function: NAD(P)HX epimerase activity. The record is from RefSeq and is a predicted model, not a curated record. Bases 197 to 937 code for a protein of 246 amino acids. Gene Ontology annotation, cellular component: mitochondrion. Lineage: Eukaryota; Metazoa; Chordata; Actinopteri; Characiformes; Serrasalmidae.